AGUGGACAAAUGUGUUUUGUUCGGUUGGUAGGCCACUACUUUUGUUGCUUUAUUUUAUGGGAAAGAGCAACAUCUGUGAAAACACAUUCAGGAGAGAGAGAGUCUUAGAGCGAAACAGUGCAUCUUUCGUCUGGGUUGCUUUUCACUUGGCUUCAAAGGGAUUAGCUUUAUAACCAAAUGUAACCAAACCCUAUCUCGGUCCUCUGUUGAUGUAGGUUACCAGUCAUAAAAGCACUGUAGCUGUCUCAUGUUUUAGGGAAAACUCCCCAAAAUUAUUUACAAGCCUCAACUAAUGGCAGUGGAUUAUAUUGAAUUACUAUUGUUUCUGAAACUGAGCAUUUACAGUAUUGCAAUCAUAGUAUACUAUUGAGAUGUUUAAUCCAGACUGCCUGGUCCAUGCUAUCAGGGAUCCUUGGGAUGUAUCAACUCUGAAGUUACCUGAUUGAAGUUGAAUUUUUAAAUGGUGGGUUUAGGGUAGUGACUUCCCAAGGAUUCUGAAUAGCAUUUACCCUGCCUGGUGCUCACCUUUUUUCUUUCUUUUUUUCCAGAUCCAGGCCCUCUAUUUCACAAGAAGGUGUUGGUGUUGUCACUACAACAUCACAAUUGUCCUAGUUAGUGUUCAAUUAAAAAAUUAACAUCAACAUCAGGUAGUUAGGCCAGUAACUAUUUAAAUAAACAAAAAAUACUCUGUAUCACGUUCAUGUCUGCGUGCAGCGCAACGUUUGACGCGGUGGUUGGUCCUCGCUGAAGCUGCUGUCAAAUGGCAACUGCCAACGCUCAGAAGGAAACUCCUCCCUGUUGACAGCACGUUCCGUCCCCUUCUCAGCGCAAUGGUUUCUUGGAUAAUCUCUAGACUUGUGGUGCUUGUAUUUGGCACACUAUAUCCUGCAUACUCCUCAUACAAAGCUGUCAAGUCAAAGGAUGUGAAGGAAUAUGUGAAAUGGAUGAUGUACUGGAUCAUAUUUGCACUAUUCACCACCAUGGAAACCAUCACGGAUAUAUUUAUCUGUUGGGUUCCUUUCUAUUAUGAGCUGAAGAUUGCCUUUGUGGUAUGGUUACUGUCUCCUUACACAAAGGGGUCCAGUGUUCUAUACAGGAAGUUUGUUCACCCAACACUAUCUUCAAAAGAGAAGGAUAUUGAUGACUAUCUCUGCCAAGCAAAGGACAAAAGCUACGAUACUCUGGUGACUUUUGGGAGGAAAGGUUUGAAUGUAGCAGCCACAGCUGCAGUCCUGGCUGCGACAAAGAGCCAAGGAGUACUGUCAGAUAGACUACGAAGUUUCAGCAUGCAUGACUUGUCCGCCUACCAGUCCAACCCAACUGAGAUGGACUCUGGAUCUGUCCCCACUCAGUCUGCAGCUGGACAACAGAGGGCCAGGACCAUGAUGCGCAGCAAGUCAGAGAGUGGCUACACCAAGGCCUCCUCCUAGGGACAUAAGACCUCUCACAAGAUCCAGGAUUGCCCAGCUGACUUCAAACAGAGAAGCCAUGUGAUUUUGUGUGAACGCUCCCAAGACCGCUUUAGCUGCCUUAGCUGCAAGGAGAAGAGGGUAAAUAAGGAAAUGUGGCUAAAAGCUAAAUGCAUAAAGCAGCCUUGUUUUAGAAUAAGGAAACCAAAGUGACUUGUGACCCUCUAUCUUAAUAUAUAUGACAUCUGGCACAUACUGUACUGUAACGGAGACAGAUGGUGGGUGCCAUCAAGGUAGCACUCAAGAGUGGGCUCCAUACCUUACAGACAUUUGGAUUGAUUUGUCGGUCAUUGAAUAUGUUUUUGUAUGUAAAGUGUGUGUAUUUAUCAUUAAUUUUUUUUUUUUUAUAUACUAUGUUUAGAGACAAAUGCAUGUAUGUGUCUCUGGUCAUUAGUGUCAUAAAACAGAAUGUAUUGUUACUUACAUCUUUUUGUGGCUACUUGGUCACUAUUUGAGGUAGCAUCAGUCAUCAGGAGCGUAGCAGGGUGAAAUACUCCGUAAUGAAGGAUAUGGUUGUCCACUCACUCUCUUGGGUUUGUAGGGAGAGCUUUAACCUGGCAAAUACAAUCUGUACUGACAAUUUAACAGGACACAGAAAAUUGAAAUGAAUUGUCCUGUCAGGUUAGUAUAACUCCUCAAAGGUGGUAUUUAUUUAUGAGAUAAAAUAGCAGUGGUAGGACUUCAAAAAUGCUGAUUAUUAUUAAUCAACUGCAAGUAAGGGCUCUAUUCAGUCUGUAUCGCUGAAGCAUUACAGAUUGUGCGAUAGAAAUGUAAAGGUAAUAUCUGAUUGAGCCGACAUAUGCAGCGUUUAUUGUGAAUAAAGUCUUCACUAACGCAGGAGCAUUGCCUUUAAAUUUAAAUCACGCUGUAACGCUAAACUUCCACGAUACGGAUUGAAUAGAGCUCUUUACCUUUGCUUAUAAAGCCUUAAAUCAUUCAAAUAAAACAUUGAGUACCUGGUACUACAGAAACAGUAAUAUCAGUACUUGUAUUUCUUGCAAUGAGCACUAAAACAUAAUGAAAAACAUAACUAUGACUGUCAUUGACUAUUGGCACUAUGCACUAUGUUCAGAGUUAAUGCAACUGUUCCAGUACCAUGAAAUGCCAAAAUGUAAAACAGAAAUGUAAAAAAAAAUCCUUUUUAGUUCACUGAUCACCAUGUUAUUUAUUAUUACCAAAAGUAUUAUUAUUAUAUGGGAUUAGUUAGUAUUCAAAUAAAGAAAUUGAUCUAUGGGGUAGAAAUGUUGACAAUUGACUUUUCAAUCUCAUUAUAACUUAUCUGGCAUUCAAGUCUGUCAUUCAAUUGUUUUGUGAAAGUUUGUGUUAUUCAUGUCUUAUAGGCAUCACUAUACAUUUGAGUUUUUUCCGGUUUAGCACACAAAACAUACUUUGAAGUGUAUAGCUAUUGUAUAACAAAAGAUAGCUAGUGGCGAGGGCUAUAUACUCGGGUCCUUCUCAGAGUCUAAAAACACUGUGCAAUACUCUGCUUUCACUGAGCAAUUGCAACUCACGCUUCUUACUCAAAACUCUACAUUUCUCAAUGUAGCCACAAUUGUCGACCUGUCUUUUCCCAGCCAUUACGAAGAGAUGAAUUUCUAAUUAUUCUCUAAGACCUGCCUGUUGCCUAUAUCUAUGAGGGCAUAGCAAUUACACUAUAGUUGGGCAGGUUCCUAACCUUUUGUAAAUUACAUGAAUAUCGGGAGUGUUUCUGCCAAUGGUAGUAACAAAGGUGAGUGACAUACUGUCUUUAACUGAACGUUUCUGCACUAUAGGUAUGUGAAUUCACUUAGAUUGAACCCUCUUGGCUAUUACACAAUGCAUCACUGAAUCUGGGAAUUAUACUUGGGGUUUGGGCAGAAUUAAUUUUAGUUCACUGUUCUCAAUACAUAAAUUAAGGCUUCUCAGGUAUGUGUGUUCAGUUUACAUCAAAUUCAAUCACUUUCUGGAAAAAAAAGAUUUUGGUAUAUAUUUGUUUGCACAUGGAAUUAUCAGAAAGAAGUUCCUUCUAAUUGGCAGAGUUUUCAUGUGGCACAAUUUUUUUAAUCCUUUUUGCGACUAGUAGUUUCAGUGUUGUGUUGGAAUGUGAUUCCCUUUUCAAAUUAAAAAAAUGGAUACAAAUAAAGUUAAUCAUGUUUUUGUUGCUAUCUAGCAGCACACAGAUCAAUAAACAAAAGUCAUAUGAAAAUUCUUUACUACAGAGCAUUGGGUGAAUUGGUUUAGUUUUUAUUUGCUUCAUUGAUUGCCUUGCCGAUUUUACAUUGAUUCUGAAGUGCAUAAUAUUUUUUUCAAUAUUCUUUUGAAGCACUUUGUGGCAAGGUCAGGAAAGUUAUUCUCAUGGACAAAAUACAUGUUUCCACAACCUUGAGUCAAAUAAAUUGCAGGAGGAACAUGUCUGACUGAUGGCCUCAAAGUAAAAAGUACCUUCUGGCAGGCCAGAAUCUCCCAUGAUGCUCAAACCUUAUUGUGAAUUUCAGAAAAAAAGAUGACAGGAAUGAUGAGCUAAAAUGACAUGUGCUUUCUCUGUUUCAUCAGUGUUUCUGUUGGUGAAUUGAUAACAGCCAAUAAAUAUGAGACAAU
Salvelinus namaycush (lake trout) is the source of this 4046-nucleotide messenger RNA. Its product is annotated as receptor expression-enhancing protein 1-like. The transcript has 7 exons. Gene Ontology annotation, biological process: endoplasmic reticulum tubular network organization. Gene Ontology annotation, molecular function: microtubule binding. Bases 831 to 1430 code for a protein of 199 amino acids. Lineage: Eukaryota; Metazoa; Chordata; Actinopteri; Salmoniformes; Salmonidae. The record is from RefSeq and is a predicted model, not a curated record. Gene Ontology annotation, cellular component: endoplasmic reticulum tubular network; endoplasmic reticulum membrane; cytoplasmic microtubule.